AUGAUCCCGGCCAACUUUAUCUUGACAACAGCCAAGCCGCCGUACACACGUCGGGAACUCGCGUCGCUUGUAAUUAUCUCUCUCCGGCAGUUGCUCGUAGCUGCCGGUGACAAAAGAUCUGCUGCUGCUGGUAUAAAUUGUUUAUCUAUGCAAGUUCAGCACAACUUCAUCCCUUCGCAAGAAAUUCUCGACCACUUCUUUCAACAACUUAUUACCAAAGACAACGCUGUCACCAAAGAGAAUUUUAUCACCAAUGCGAAAGCUGUCGGUGUCACUACUAAGGACAAGAAUACUGUCUCUAAUGAAGAGAUCUGUGGUCGCCGCUGCCAGGUCCAGCCUUCCACCACCAAGCACACAACCACCGAAAAAUCCUACCGUCGCCGCUCCGAUUCGGCCACCAGGAGCCGCUCCAUCUCCCCUGCACUGCCGCCCAAGACAGCCGAGGUCACCGCCAGCAAGAAGAACGGUGCUCCUUGCAAAGAGCCAGAGAGAAUCAUCAAGAACAUUCUCUAG
Molecule: messenger RNA, 513 nt
Organism: Tricharina praecox
Lineage: Eukaryota; Fungi; Ascomycota; Pezizomycetes; Pezizales; Pyronemataceae
Exons: 4
Coding region: 1-513 (170 amino acids)
Source: RefSeq, a predicted model, not a curated record